Molecule: messenger RNA, 1047 nt
Organism: Lodderomyces parapsilosis
Lineage: Eukaryota; Fungi; Ascomycota; Pichiomycetes; Serinales; Debaryomycetaceae
Exons: 2
Coding region: 1-1047 (348 amino acids)
Source: RefSeq, a predicted model, not a curated record
AUGCAAAUAUUUUUUCGAAACCGGACGCGCAUUUUGCUCUACUCCAUUCAACCUCUUAAUAUGAUGAGUAGCUUUGAUAAUUAUGAGAGACAAAUUCAGCGUCUAGCAAGAAUAAGGGGUCCAGGGAAACGUGUGAUUCAAGCUCAAAAAUUGGAAAUUGUUGAUGACCCACAAUCAACAUUAGAGGAUGAUAACACGGGUGCUCAAAGUACUGGAGCUCCCCAUGUUGAAGCAGAGCAUGAAAGUCUAUCAUCUGAAGUGAAACUGGAUAUUCACACUCCUUCACAGAGACGUAAAAGAGGUAGGCCGAAGAAGAAUAGAGCAGCUGGACGCAAGCGACGUUCAUCGGUCAAGCCAAUGCAUGAUUCAACAUCAUUGCGCAGCAGUGAUUCUGAGACACCACUUGAUGCUGUAUUAACUGAAAUUCCAGUUUUGGCCCGUGAAUCACUGAAACAAAUUCGCCAGUUUCUGGCAAUGCCAUUCACUAUUGAUUUGGAUCCAAUUCGAGAGUUCAUUCUUAGUGAAAGUCAUCAUCAAGGAGAUGGAAUUGAACAGCUUGUAGACAAAAAAGCAAUUGGUGCUUUGGAAAUUCUACGAAGCUUGAUCGAUGAUUUCAAAACAGAUGCUCCUUAUAUUGAUCAAUUCAAGAAUCACGUCUUAGAAGCAAUUGAUCAACUUCGAGACAAGACGGCACACCUCAAUCAAACAGCAAUGUACAUCUCAAAGAUACAAAAGGAAAAAGCUAAACUACGACAAAUGAUUGUGGAGCUGAAGCGUCAAAGCAAACAAAUAGCAACGGAAUUGGCUGGAAUGAAAAAGAAAGAGAGCAAAAGCAAAUUCGAACAUGAUUGGAUUACGUCGAUACACGAACGAAUGAACACUUUGAAACAACAAGUACAGGAGAGCGCUCCUCCAACGCAGAAUUACCUGGAUACCGUUGAAGGGCAAUUGAACAAUUUAAGAUUGCUUCUUAACCCCGAAGUAGGGGUUGCUUCGAAAUUGAAUGUUGUUAAUGAAAAAUUAAAAGAAAAGGAGGCAGAACUUUGA